AGUUUCAGCUGGAAGAAUGCUGGAGGAAUACGGAGCUCCUCCCAUUUCUCACAGCCACCUCCAACUCUUAAAAACGCUUCCAACUGCCUCCCAGCACACAACCAAGGGAGAAAAGUAUUCUGUCAAAGAGACGGUGCCAAAAGGCAGAAACAAAGGAGCUGAUGGCAAAGAAGGUAGCUGUGAUUGGAGCUGGGGUCAGUGGCCUGAUUUCUCUGAAGUGCUGUGUGGAUGACGGACUUGAGCCCACUUGCUUUGAGAGAACUGAAGAUAUUGGAGGAGUGUGGAGGUUCAAAGAGAAUGUGGAAGAUGGCCGAGCAAGUAUCUAUCAAUCUGUCAUUACCAACACCAGCAAAGAAAUGUCCUGUUUCAGUGACUUUCCAAUGCCUGAAGAUUUUCCAAACUUCCUGCAUAAUUCUAAACUUCUGGAAUAUUUCAGGAUUUUUGCUAAAAAAUUUGAUCUGUUAAAAUAUAUUCAGUUCCAGACAACUGUCCUUAGUGUGAGAAAAUGUCCAGAUUUCUCAUCCUCUGGCCAAUGGAAGGUUGUCACUCAGAGCAAUGGCAAGGAGCAGAGUGCUGUCUUUGAUGCAGUUAUGGUUUGCAGUGGCCACCACAUUCUACCUCAUAUCCCACUGAAGUCAUUUCCAGGUAUCGAGAGGUUCAAAGGCCAAUAUUUCCAUAGCCGCCAAUACAAGCAUCCAGAUGGAUUUGAGGGAAAACGCAUCCUGGUGAUUGGAAUGGGAAACUCGGGCUCAGAUAUUGCUGUUGAGCUGAGUAAGAAUGCUGCUCAGGUUUUUAUCAGCACCAGGCAUGGCACCUGGGUCAUGAGCCGUAUCUCUGAAGAUGGCUAUCCUUGGGACUCAGUGUUCCACACCCGGUUUCGUUCUAUGCUCCGCAAUGUACUGCCACGAACAGCUGUAAAAUGGAUGAUAGAACAACAGAUGAAUCGGUGGUUCAACCAUGAAAAUUAUGGCCUUGAGCCUCAAAACAAAUACAUUAUGAAGGAACCUGUACUAAAUGAUGAUGUCCCAAGUCGUCUACUCUGUGGAGCCAUCAAGGUGAAAUCUACAGUGAAAGAGCUCACAGAAACUUCUGCCAUCUUUGAGGAUGGAACAGUGGAGGAGAACAUUGAUGUCAUCAUUUUUGCAACAGGAUAUAGUUUCUCUUUUCCCUUCCUUGAAGAUUCACUUGUUAAAGUAGAGAAUAGUAUGGUCUCACUGUAUAAAUACAUAUUCCCCGCUCACCUGGACAAGUCAACCCUCGCAUGCAUUGGUCUCAUCCAGCCCCUAGGUUCCAUUUUCCCAACUGCUGAACUUCAAGCUCGUUGGGUGACAAGAGUUUUCAAAGGCUUGUGUAGCCUGCCCUCAGAGAGAACUAUGAUGAUGGACAUUAUCAAAAGGAAUGAAAAAAGAAUUGACCUGUUUGGAGAAAGCCAGAGCCAGACGUUGCAGACCAAUUAUGUUGACUACUUGGACGAGCUCGCCUUAGAGAUAGGUGCGAAGCCAGAUUUCUGCUCUCUCUUGUUUAAAGAUCCUAAACUGGCUGUGAGACUCUAUUUCGGACCCUGCAACUCCUAUCAGUAUCGCCUGGUUGGGCCUGGGCAAUGGGAAGGAGCCAGAAAUGCCAUCUUCACCCAGAAACAAAGAAUACUGAAGCCACUCAAGACUCGGGCCCUGAAGGAUUCAUCUAAUUUCUCCGUUUCUUUUCUGUUGAAAAUCCUGGGCCUUCUUGCUGUUGUUGUGGCCUUUUUUUGCCAACUUCAAUGGUCCUAGUCAGCAUAAUGCUUUGGGCUUUAUUAUCUUGUCAGUCACUACCUCCUAAAGAAAAAAAAAAAGGCUAGAAGAAAAAACAUUACAUUCAUGUUCUAAUUAUAGAUUUUAGAGUUAGGUAGUACAGGUAAGGGGGAAAUUGUAAAGAAUUAGCAGAAUUAGGCAUAUAUACAAAACCAAAAUUUUGUCAUGAAAUUUUGCCUUUCCACGCUUCCCUCAGUUCACCAAAGUUACCAAAAUGUAAAAUAAAAUAAGACUGGCUCAGGUAAGUAGUGCUGCCAACCCUGAUAUAGGGGAGUUGUAUGGAAAAAUAGUAGAAUUACACAGCAUGAAAAGCAGCCCAUGGUUUAAAUUAUUGGACAAUUUAAAUUGUGGGUAAAUAUUUAAAACUCCUGAACAAUGUUUCUGAUGGUCUUCUAUCCACCCUACUUGGUAACAAAGUUCUCAGAUGUUAGGUCAUGUUUCAUUUGCUCAGUUGGGGAUCACUCAAAACUACUAGACAAAAAAGUGAGAGGAUAGAUUUAGAAAACAUCAGUGAUGCUCAGAUGAACUUUUAGGACCUCACAUUAAGAGCUAAGCAAAUGGCCACAUUUCCUAUAUUUUGACAGAGAUACUGCUGGAAAAAUUAAAAUUAAAAUGCCAUAAUAGCUACCUAACAAAUAUAUAUGUUUAAUGUUUAUCAUAGGCCAGACAUUGUGCUAUGUGCAUAUCAUAUGUAUUAUUUCAUUUAAUUCUCACAACAAUUCUGUGAAAUGGUUACAGCUAUUAUAGUCAUUUCACAGAUGAUGAAGCUAAGAUUCAGAGCAGCUGAUCUUGUGAGGCAGCUGGAAUUGGAACUCAGAUUUGUUGAACUCUAGAACUAAAGAUCAUAAUGUUGUCUUGUAAUAUAUUUAUUUACAAAACACUUCAUUAUUUAUAAAGAAUUUACUAACAGUUUAUCUUAUUUAUACCCAUACAUCUGCUACUUUGGGAGGCCCUUUACAUAGAAAACAGCAUUCUUUUUGCCAAAUAUGACCAAAUUACUUUUAUUUAUAAUUUUUGAUUUAUAUUUCAGCUAGAUCUAAAAAGCAUCUGAAGGAAUUUACAAUGAAAGAUACCUAUGCAAUAACAUUUAGGAUAAUCUUUGACAUUUUGGAAAAAUAAGAAUUGAGGAAAAAAAGUGUAUCUUCCAAGUAGAUGCAAAGCAUUAUAAUGAUUGACACUUGUAUCUAACUCCAGUCUUACAGAUAACUAAGGCAAAAAGCUAAAUAAACAAUAUGUAACCUCUAACAUUUGGUAAAAGGAAGUAUACUGGUCUGUUAGGAGAGACAAACUUUUUUUAGAAUUGAAGUCUGAAACAAACAAAAGCAAUUCAAUGUCAAUAGACAUUAAGCAACAUAAUAGACAAACAUCUCCUAAGGGAACAUUUGUUACAGCUGCUCCUUCCCUGAACUGUGCUUUGGAAGAUAAGCUCUGUCCUGAGUCCAAACCAAGCCCUUCCAAGAGAGAACAAAGGUCGGAGAUGUUGAAGAUUCCAGCAAAUUUCUCCUCUUAUUUCUACCAAGCCUUUGUGAACAUUGCUCUUCAUUUUGGCCUGUACUUCUCCCUCAGGGACGUAGAACAAUGGAAUGUCAGUCAGUCUCUGUAGUUAAAACUUUUUCUUUAAAAUUCAAUUAAGUUACACCAGGAUUUACAGGCAAGAUUUUUUUUUCAUUGCUCCCAUAAGCAAAUUUGUUUUAAAAUAAUUGUAAAUGAGGUAUAUACUUAGUUCUUGGUUAAAAAAUAUAUUGCUUUGUUAAGUAUUAAAGAUUAUUUGUAAGUCAUUGUAUUAAUAAUACUAAUAAAAUUUAUCAAGCCUUUAUAGUAAGGGUCAGUGAAUUACCACUGCCUGUGGGCCAAAUCUAGCUCACUAUCUGUUUUUGUAAAUAAAAUUUUAUAAUAGUA
Pan troglodytes (chimpanzee) is the source of this 3689-nucleotide messenger RNA. RefSeq names its product flavin containing dimethylaniline monoxygenase 2 (gene FMO2). Gene Ontology annotation, molecular function: NADP binding; N,N-dimethylaniline monooxygenase activity; flavin adenine dinucleotide binding. The record is from RefSeq and is marked validated. Lineage: Eukaryota; Metazoa; Chordata; Mammalia; Primates; Hominidae.